This is a messenger RNA of Alosa alosa (allis shad), 1225 nucleotides long. Its product is annotated as cyclin-dependent kinase 2-associated protein 1-like. NCBI's taxonomy places the organism in Eukaryota, Metazoa, Chordata, Actinopteri, Clupeiformes, Clupeidae. The transcript has 5 exons. The coding region runs from base 168 to 533 and encodes 121 amino acids. The record is from RefSeq and is a predicted model, not a curated record. Gene Ontology annotation, cellular component: cytoplasm; nucleus.
AGGACGUUUUUAUUUCUCCAAAUUAUCAUGUCUCUGGGAAUGUCUUACAAACCAAACCUCCACCAAAAUGUUCAGGGAACUUCCGUGAAUCAGGGCUAAUGAUUGAUCUGGAUGAAGAGCAUUAUUUGACCCUUUGAUGACACCCAGCGUUUAAGGAGGCACACUGCAUGCUUUCCCCCCUGUCAGCCCUAAAGCGUAGCACAAAUCUAAUAAAUCCAUUCAGUUACAGAUCAACUUAUGUUGGGACAGUCCACUCUCCUUCCCCAAAUAUUGCAACGCUACAGUCUUACCGCCCUAUUGUCAAUGAUUAUGGACCACCAUCUUUGGGAUACACACAGGGUACAAGUGGCACCCAGGUGCCUCAGAGCAAGUAUGCAGAACUGCUCGCCAUCAUUGAGGAGCUGGGGAAGGAGAUCCGGCCGACCUACGCUGGCAGCAAGACUGCCAUGGAGCGACUCAAGAGAGGCAUCAUCCAUGCACGAGGGCUGGUGCGCGAGUGUUUGGCUGAGACAGAGAGGAAUGCCAGGUCCUAAAGCUGCUUUGUUCCUGCCUUCUCCAGUCAGAUCACAUCCCCACCUUUCCCAAACAACAAAAACAAAUGUUACAACAACAAAAAAAUCAAACUGUUGUUACAUGUAGCUGUACUGUAUGAGUGUGUAUGCAUAUGAGUAUGUAUGACUGAAAAGGGAAAGAACAGUAUAUUUGAUCUACACAGGAAUUUCCUGGACUUGUUUAUGUUCCCGUUAGGGAAUAUUGUUAUUUCUCUUUGGAUUACAAAACUGUACAAAAAUGUUUGCAUGUUACAAAUUAAAAGUUGCAGUCCACUAUUCUAAUCCUACAGUUUUUGUCAAAUUCAGCAAAUUGCUCCUCACGGCCCUCUAGCUCUCUGUUGUGUAUUUGCGCUCUGGUGUUCACACACUCCCAGCCAAUCAACACGCGGCUUCAGGAACAUGGAGCGGAGGAGUGUUGAUCGUAAAAACUGAUUGGGUGUUGAGCAUAAAUAUCAACAACCUUUUGUGAAAACCGAAUGGUGGACUGCAUCUUUAAUGCUGUGGGGCUUCUGGAAAUUGCAUGGUUUAUGUGGCACAAGGCUGCAGACAGCAUCGCUGAGUGAGAAUGAGACGGUGCCAAACACAUGGUAUGGACAAGUAGUUCAAUGAAGACAAUUGUUUGCAUUUCCUUGUUUAUUACUAAGUGUAAUAAGUAAAACAUAUUUUAAUGUAAA